AAACUCAACUCCUCCUCCUCCUCCUCUCUCUCUCUCUCUCUCUCUCCUAAACGCAACCGCUCGCACACGGAGGAGAAGAGGGAACGAACUCUGAACAGGCGCUUGCGCAAGCAAGAAACCAACCCAAGAUGCUCGCGGCAGGAAGGCGACGAGUCCCGUGCGGCGCCGCGCUCGUGGUGCUCCUCGCCGCCGCCGCCGGAGUGGCUGUCGCCGACGACUUCUUCUCCCCUCUCGCCCCCAUCUUCUCCCCAGUCAUCAACUCGAUAUGCAGCACGGUGGCGUGCGGGAAGGGGAACUGCACGGUGGUGCCGGGGGCGUUUGGUUACAGGUGCGACUGCGACACGGGCUGGACGCAGCUGCACGUCGGCGACGACCUCAGGUUCCUGCCCUGCGUCAUCCCAAACUGUUCCAUUGACCGCGCAUGUUCCAACGGUUCGUCGCCACCAGCACCGACGCCUGUAUCACCACCCAAAAACUUCUCCCUCGACCCAUGUGAAUUAGCAUACUGCGGCACCGGAGGCACAUGCAGGAAUGGCUCAGGUAUGAGCUACCACUGCGAGUGCAAGGAGGGUUUCAGCAACCUUCUCAACAUCACCACAAUGCCUUGCUUCCAGAACUGUUCCAUUGGUGCGGAUUGCGCAAGCAUAGGGAUCCUUCCGUUCUCAAACUCUUCCAAGCCUCCUGCGCCACCUGGCUCCGAGAGCCUUUCAAACAACGGCAACGCAGCUGCACCAAGGUCCAUUUCGCAGCAGAAUCUACUUCCAAUGCUGCUGCUGGUAUCACUGGCCGUCGGUCAGGCGAUAUAGAUCGAGGAUGGACCAUACCACAGUAGCACUAGACUGUUUUUAUCCACGGACAGGAUAGAGUUGAUAGUUUGUUAGGGAUACACUUUUGGGAUGUGUAUUAUACUGUUGCAUGGUUACAUUUGAUGGUUGAUUUCCAGUGUAGGAGAUGUUGAGAUAUGGUCAGUUUAUGUCGAUAUGGAAUAAAUUGUUUCUGUGAAUAAUGGAAUAAAUUGACUGUUCAUUGGAUAA
Messenger RNA from Phragmites australis (common reed), 1034 nucleotides. RefSeq lists its product as uncharacterized. The transcript is spliced from 6 exons. Bases 129 to 806 code for a protein of 225 amino acids. The record is from RefSeq and is a predicted model, not a curated record. NCBI's taxonomy places the organism in Eukaryota, Viridiplantae, Streptophyta, Magnoliopsida, Poales, Poaceae.